Molecule: messenger RNA, 4476 nt
Organism: Biomphalaria glabrata
Lineage: Eukaryota; Metazoa; Mollusca; Gastropoda; Planorbidae
Product: polycystin-2-like
Exons: 18
Coding region: 210-2759 (849 amino acids)
Biological process (GO): detection of mechanical stimulus
Cellular component (GO): membrane
Molecular function (GO): calcium channel activity; calcium ion binding
Source: RefSeq, a predicted model, not a curated record
UUCUGAUUAGAGUUAGCGAACUUCACUAAAGUUCACAAACCUGAACCAGAUUCUAUUUCUAGACUAUCUAAUGUGUAAUGUUGUUAUUGUUUUGUCUUGUUUUUCUCUAACUGAAUGCGUAAAAUAGAACACAUAUCUUAUUGUUCUAAACUCUUUGAAUCCAAAGAUUAAACUAGAUCUAGAUCUCUAUAAUUAACUAAGUGUGAAAAAUGUCGAAUCGACCAGCUAGUGCACAGUCCCGCACUGCCUGGGACACUGGCUAUGGUGACUCUAUUCACAAUGAUACAGAUGAGGCCUACAUGGCACCAACUCGAAGUGCUAAAUCAUCUACAAGUCAGAUGGUCACAUCUGCUGCUGAUCUUAAAAAAUCAGGCGGUGCUGGAGCUUUUCAAUCAUUUCUUAAAGGCAUUCGCUCUUUAUGGGCUACACGUCAAACAGAGGAGACCAACACCAACAGGGAACUGUAUGUAAAGACAACUCUGAGGGAGCUUAUUGUCUACAUUGUGUUCUUGGUCAUCCUUUGUGUUAUCACUUUUGGUAUGACCUCAACCACAAUGUAUUACUUCACAAAUGUCAUGCAGGGCCUCUUUUUGGAAACACCUUGGAAUGAUUCAAAUCAAGAUGGAAACUUUCAGAACUUGGGCAGUGUGGAGGAUUUUUGGGAUUUUGCAAAGGGCCCUCUACUAGACAGCCUUUACAUGGAGACAAACUACAAUAACGAAUCAUUGCCAGAAGAUGAACUGGGAUAUAUAUACUAUGAAAAUAAACUACUAGGAGUUCCCAGAAUUCGGCAGCUCAGAGUUCACAAUAAUUCUUGCAAGGUUCAUGAGGAUUUUCAAAGUUUUAUAUCUGAGUGCUAUGAUUCCUAUGCUGAGAGUAUUGAAGAUAAAGAACCAUUUGGGGAAUACUUGAGUGAAAAGAAUUCAACUGCUUGGAGGUACUUCACUGAAGAUGAACUCCAUGGGUCCUCACACUGGGGAAUGUUGAAUACCUACAGUGGUGCUGGAUCUUAUGUUGAUCUAGGAACAAGAAAAGAUCCAUCAACUGAUAUAAUCACUCAUUUAUUUGACAAGUUAUGGAUCCGACGUGGCACCAGAGCAGUUUUUAUCGACUUCACAGUUUACAAUGCAAACAUUAACCUCUUCUGUGUUGUAAGGCUGCUGGCUGAGUUUCCUGCUACUGGUGGAGUUAUCCCAUCUUGGACAUUCCGCACAGUAAAGUUGAUUCGUUAUGUAUCAGUUGGAGAUUACUUCAUCCUGGCCUGUGAGGUCAUCUUUUGUUUGUUCAUACUCUACUACAUGGUGGAAGAAAUUCUAGAGAUCAAGAAACACAAACUGAGUUAUUUCAAGAGUUUUUGGAACAUCCUGGACAUUGUUGUGAUUAUAAUCUCCAUAGUGUGUAUUGGCUUCAACAUCUAUCGUACUUUAGAGGUGAAUGAUAAACUAACAGCCCUUUUAAAAAAUCCUGACGUCUAUUCUGACUUUGAAAGAUUGAGCUACUGGGAAACAAGAUUCAGUAAUGCCAUAGCUAUAGCUGUUUUCAUGGCUUGGAUCAAGAUCUUCAAGUAUAUAAGUUUUAACAAGACCAUGACCCAACUGUCUUCUACCUUGGGUCGCUGUGCUAAAGACUUGGCUGGAUUCUUUGUGAUGUUUAUCAUCAUUUUCUUGGCUUUCACCCAGUUGGGUUAUCUCCUUUUUGGUACUCAAGUGGAAGACUUCAGUAGCUUUGAGAACUCCUUCUUUUGUUUGUUCCGAAUCAUCUUGGGAGACUUUGACUUCCACCAGCUGGAACAAGCCAAUCGGAUCCUCGGUCCUAUCUUCUUCAUGCUGUUUGUGUUCUUCGUCUUCUUUGUUCUGAUCAACAUGUUCUUGGCCAUCAUCAAUGACACGUACUCGGAGGUCAAGUCAGACAUGGCCAACGCUAAGAAUGAAUUUGAAAUUGCUGACUACUUCAAAAAGGGGUAUGAGAAAAUGUUGGACAAAUUAAACUUUAAGAGAGACAAGAUUGUAGACAUCCAGAAGGCCCUGCGUACAGCAGACAUCAACCAGGACAAACAGCUGGACUUUGAUGAGUGGAGACAAGAUCUCAAGUCACGAGGCUAUGCUGAUGGUGAAAUUGAGGCUAUGUUUUCCAAAUAUGAUUGUGAUGGCGAUCGUGUUCUAGAUGAAGAGGAGCAGAAAAGAAUGCAAGCAGACUUGGCAGAUCAGAAAGCUGCUCUCAAUAAAGAAUAUGAAGACCUCAAUGGUAAAGGUGAUAGGCCAGGCACAGGUCGUCGCUCCAGCAGUCGGGCCAGUUUUAAUGAAGGGGACAGUGGAGACGACAGCGAUGACGAAGACAGUGGGACCAAGUCCUCUCGGACUGGGCGCACUUCCAAUGGUGUUUCAUAUGAAGAGUUUACUGUCUUAUCAAGGCGUGUGGACCGAAUGGAGCAUUCCAUUGGAAGUAUAGUUUCUAAAAUUGAUGCUGUAUUAGUCAAGUUAGAAGCUAUGGAGAAAGCCAAAUUGAAACGCAGAGAAACAAUGGGGAAGAUUUUAGACAGCAUAACAGAAUCUGAUGGUACAAGUGAUGAAGUGAAGCGGGAACAGAUGGAGAAGUUGGUCAGAGAGGAAUUGGAAAGGUGGGAUUCUGAAACCUCUGUCGGUGUGCAUAGUGCCAGGGGAGCAUCACCAGGGGGUGGAAGUGGGCAGAGUGGACUGAGACCACGUUCCAGAGCUGAAUCAGGGGAUCCCAAAGACAAUCACAUGACCUCAAGUUUAUAGCCAAUGAGCUUGCAGGUCAAUUGGUUUGAAAAGACUUAAGACCUGUUUACUGAAUCAAUGACUUGGUUAAUUUGUAUUUAAUUGUUGUUCAAUUAGCUUGUGAACCAGCACUUUGAUAGAACAGUGACUUUGUGAGAAGACAUUUUAUGUUGAUAGUUUUUGUAAGGUAUUCAAACAUUUUUUGUGUAACUUUAUCUAUUAACAUUAUAUUCAAGCUGUCACAGACUAGUCAAAUUUUUGUACAUCUCAAUAUGAAAUAUAAACUUUAUUGUAACUUUUUUGUUCACUCUGUUAUUGACACAUUGUAAAAUUUGUUAUGGAAAAAUUUAUGAAUCUCUAUGAAUUCAUCAAGAAACUGUUGUCUGAAAAAUCUGUGAUAUUUUUUCCCCCCCGUUCACACUCAGAAGUUUAGAUGUAGAUCGUGCUUAUGCUUCUUGUGAAAACUUGUGAAAAACAUUAUCCCAAUUGAAUUAAUUAUGGCAAACCUUGCAAAGCACUAUACAUUUUUAUGUAGAAACAAUUCAUUAAACAACCUGCUUGUCAGCACCAAUUAAGAGAAACUACUCCUAAGUCUUAUAACUAGUAUUCAUUAAACUGUUAAAGCUAUAUAAAAAAAAAUAUAAAAAAAAAAAUAGCUAGCCACUAUCUGCACAUUAAGGAAAAUAUAAAAAAUGGUUAGUGUGACGCCUUGACUGUCUGAGAAUGUUACUUGGUGUCCAGUUGGCAAGAUAAGUUUUUUGUUUAAAAAAAAAAAAAAAAAAAAAGUAUCAUCUUGCAAAAAUCUUUAAUAGCUCUGGCCAUCUUUACCCUUCCUUUUCUGUUUAAAAAACAAGUUUUAAUGAAAUAUGACUGCAUUGUUCUAAUUUAUGAAACUCUAAUGUUUACUAUAUGUCAAUUAAUAUUCAUAGUAGACAAGAUAGCCAAUGGAUCUAAUUAAAAUCCUGAUAAUAACUUUAACUUUUUUUCUACAAAUAAUCGUUUUGCAGUCACCAUACUCAAUCUAGAACUUUGUUAGUAUAAAGAUAUAAACUUAGUAUUUAACUGGUGAACCUUUUAUUCAUUCUUGUUUUUCCCUACAAGAUGUUAUUAUAUGCAGAUUUUGAAACCAAAUGUAUGUAAACACUUGAAUAAUCUUUUGUUUGUCUAAUACAAGUGAACUAACAAACCUCUCCCAUUGGUCAGGUGCCCAGAUUACGUUAUUGUGUUGUUCUUUUUGUUUAAUCAAAUCAACUGCUGAUUAUUGAUAGAAAGUAUUAUUAUUUUUUAUAUUAUUAUUUAGCAUAUAUUGCAGUUUAACUUCGUAUUAUUGAUGAAAUCAUGUGACUUACAAACAUUGAUUCCCUCCCCUUUCAAGUCCGUCCAUGGCUAUACUCCAACAUUGUGCUUCUAUUUUGUAUCCAAAAGUUGUGUUUAUUUUUUAUUUUGGAUUUCAUGUCACAUUUGUUGAUUGUAAACUAUUAGUAAAAUCUGGGUCUCUGUCUCUUUUUGAAACUGUACUCUAAUCAUAAAUUCAGAAAGUACAAAUCCAUUUUUUAUUUUAUACAUAUAAAGAAUUUACCAUUUUUUGCAAUACUUUUUUUUUUAUUUUGUUAAAAUUUGUUACUGUUUUUUUUUUGUGUUCUAUUAAUGGCACACUUUUUUCUUUAUGUUUUUUCUUUUGUAAUUAUUUUUCUAUAAUUGGUGUCCUGAAGUAGAAGUAAAGAAAUAGAUGAAACAU